This is a messenger RNA of Armigeres subalbatus, 1461 nucleotides long. Its product is annotated as AP-3 complex subunit mu-1-like. Gene Ontology annotation, biological process: endocytosis; intracellular protein transport. The transcript has 6 exons. Bases 123 to 1367 code for a protein of 414 amino acids. Lineage: Eukaryota; Metazoa; Arthropoda; Insecta; Diptera; Culicidae. Gene Ontology annotation, cellular component: cytoplasmic vesicle; clathrin adaptor complex. The record is from RefSeq and is a predicted model, not a curated record.
UCGCACAACAAAAACAACACAUCAUCAUACCAUCUGCGGAGCUGCGGUCGAUGGACGAACUGAACGCAGUUGAAAAAGUUGUAGAAUUUCGUGAAAUAAGUGCAAUUUCGUGGUGAAUCGACAUGAUUCACAGUUUAUUCAUUGUCAAUUCCAGCGGCGAUGUAUUCUUGGAGAAACAUUGGCGCAGUGUCGUGUCCCGGACGUGCGUUUCCUACUUUUUGGAUGUUCAAAGGGAGAACCCCAAUGAUGUUCCACCGGUGAUUUCGACACCACAUCACUAUCUGGUUUCGAUCCAGCGCGGCGGUGUCUCGCUGGUCGCAGCAUGCAAACAGGAAUGUCCUCCUUUGUUCGUCAUUGAGUUCCUGCACCGGGUGGUGGAUACGUUCGAGGAUUACUUUUCCGAGUGUACGGAAAGCAUCAUAAAGGAGAACUAUGUGGUAGUGUAUGAACUACUAGAUGAGAUGUUGGACAAUGGAUUCCCGCUGGCGACGGAGAGCAACAUCUUGAAGGAGCUGAUCAAGCCGCCGAAUAUUCUACGAACGAUUGCCAACUCCGUGACGGGAAAAUCAAAUGUCAGCGGGACACUUCCAACCGGUCAACUGUCCGCUAUUCCAUGGAGAAGAACUGGUGUGAAGUAUACCAACAAUGAGGCAUACUUCGACGUGGUAGAAGAGGUAGAUGCCAUCAUCGACAAAAAUGGACAGACUAUCUUCGCUGAAAUUCAAGGAUAUAUUGACUGCUGCAUCAAACUGAGCGGAAUGCCCGACUUAACGUUAUCCUUUAUGAACCCGCGCCUCUUCGAUGACGUUUCCUUCCAUCCGUGUGUUCGCUUCAAACGCUGGGAAUCGGAACGCAUUCUCUCGUUCAUUCCACCGGACGGAAACUUUCGGCUAAUGUCCUACCACGUGGGGUCGCAGAGUGUCGUAGCAAUUCCAAUCUAUGUGCGGCACAAUCUGAGUCUUAAACCGGGCGAGCAGGGCCGAAUGGACAUCACGGUGGGUCCCAAGACGACACUGGGCCGCGUGGUAGAGGGUGUCAAGCUGGAGAUUCGGAUGCCGAAGGCGGUACUGACCUGUGCGCUGCUCGCCAGCCAGGGCAAGUAUACGUUCGAUCCGGUGACGAAAACCUUGCACUGGGAUGUGGGAAGGAUUGACGUUACCAAAUUGCCGAACAUUAGGGGAACGGUUUCGGUGGCGUCGGGUUGCACUUCGUUGGAAACGAGUAUUGAUAGAGUACAAUUCACCAUAUCGCAGCUUGCAGUUUCCGGAUUGAAAGUCAAUCGAUUAGAUAUGUACGGCGAAAAGUAUAAACCUUUCAAAGGGGUAAAGUAUGUAACGAAGGCUGGUAAGUUCCAGAUACGAAUGUGAAUAAGUAUUUUGCUCUAUUGUGUCAAUCUCAAACGUAUUUUAUGUUGAUGUCAUCCAGUUAUAUAAAUUAUUCAAUUAAUUAUAUCAUUCCAAA